GCUUAGGGUUUUCACUCUUGUUCUUCGCUAUCAUUCUCGUCAAGAAACCCUAGAGGUUCUGAAGAUUUCUCGCCAUGGGGAGAAGACCUGCAAGGUGCUAUCGCCAAAUCAAGAACAAGCCAUAUCCAAAAUCACGGUACUGUCGUGGUGUCCCUGACUCAAAGAUUAGGAUUUAUGAUGUGGGUAUGAAGAAGAAAGGCGUGGAUGAGUUCCCUUUCUGUGUCCACUUGGUGAGUUGGGAGAAGGAGAAUGUCUCAAGUGAGGCUCUUGAGGCUGCUCGUAUCGCCUGCAACAAGUACAUGACAAAGUUUGCAGGCAAGGAUGCUUUCCAUUUGAGGGUUAGGGUGCACCCUUUCCAUGUUCUGAGGAUCAAUAAGAUGCUUUCAUGCGCUGGAGCUGAUAGGCUCCAGACUGGUAUGAGGGGUGCUUUUGGUAAGCCACAAGGAACUUGUGCAAGAGUGAGCAUUGGUCAGGUCCUCCUAUCCGUCCGCUGCAAGGAUAAUAACAGCACUCAUGCGCAGGAGGCUCUCCGCCGUGCCAAGUUCAAGUUCCCUGGUCGCCAAAAGAUUAUUGUUAGCAGGAAGUGGGGAUUUACCAAGUACAAUCGUACUGAUUAUCUGAAGUGGAAGUCGGAGAACAGAAUUGUAUCAGAUGGUGUCAAUGCCAAGCUUCUUGGGUGCCAUGGACCUUUGGCACGACGCACUCCUGGGAGAGCUUUUUUGGAUGCUGUUUGAGAUAUUUUCCUUUAGUUUACUGGGACCUUUAAAUCUAAAGUUCGUUCAGUU
This is a messenger RNA of Telopea speciosissima, 785 nucleotides long. Its product is annotated as 60S ribosomal protein L10-like. Gene Ontology annotation, biological process: ribosomal large subunit assembly; translation. Gene Ontology annotation, cellular component: ribosome; cytosolic large ribosomal subunit. Gene Ontology annotation, molecular function: structural constituent of ribosome. Lineage: Eukaryota; Viridiplantae; Streptophyta; Magnoliopsida; Proteales; Proteaceae. The coding region runs from base 75 to 734 and encodes 219 amino acids. The record is from RefSeq and is a predicted model, not a curated record. The transcript has 4 exons.